GUCUGCGCCGCUCGCCGUAGAUACAGGAAGUGGGACCAAAACAAAGGAUCGCUGGCUGGGAGCGGACCUCCUUGAGCCGGUGUCCCUGCUGCUUGCCGGGCCCACUCCGCCGAAGCCGCACGACCCUGUCCAACAUGGAGAAACACUUGUUCAACCUGAAGUUCGCGGCCAAAGAUCUGAACAGGAAUGCCAAAAAAUGCGACAAGGAGGAAAAGGCCGAAAAGGCCAAAAUUAAAAAGGCCAUUCAGAAGGGCAACAUGGAAGUUGCAAGGAUACACGCCGAAAAUGCCAUCCGCCAGAAGAACCAAGCGGUGAAUUUCUUGAGAAUGAGUGCGCGGGUGGAUGCGGUGGCUGCCAGAGUCCAGACCGCGGUGACGAUGGGCAAAGUGACCAAGUCCAUGGCCGGUGUGGUUAAGUCGAUGGAUGCGACAUUGAAAACCAUGAAUCUGGAGAAGAUCUCUGCUUUGAUGGACAAGUUCGAGCACCAGUUUGAGACCCUGGACGUCCAGACGCAGCAAAUGGAAGACACGAUGAGCAGUACGACGACCCUGACCACUCCCCAGAGCCAAGUGGAUAUGCUACUCCAGGAAAUGGCAGACGAGGCGGGCCUCGACCUCAACAUGGAGCUGCCGCAGGGCCAGACCGGUUCAGUGGGAACGAGCGUGGCUUCGGCUGAGCAGGAUGAACUGUCCCAGAGACUGGCCCGCCUUCGGGAUCAAGUCUGACUGCAGAACCAGCCCGAGGUUUCCUUUCGACGCGCUCUCUGUUUUAGAGAGGUGCCCUAGAAUUGUGCCAGAAUACCGAACAGUCGUCUUUCUAAAAACCUUUGAGUUUACAGCCUACUCCAGAUAGGAUAAGAAAUUCCAGUUUUCCUCCACUUCUAACUGGAUUUUAAAGUUCUUUUUUGCUUAUGAUGAGGUGUAUUUUUUACAGCUGUUUUUUAACAGAACUGGUUAAUUUGCUCUCUAUGAAUCUAGAAAAAUUGGCAGAACUCUAGCCCUCAUGUAUUCCGUUUUCACUAAGAAUUCCAGGUUGAAGUUUAUUUUUAGUGUUGUUGAUGAUACAUAGAGUGACAAGUGAUGCAAAACAUUAAAUGAGGAGGAAUGGGUACUUAGUUUAUUUACAACUCUGUGAACACUGUGUUUGAUUUAUUCGGUGGAAAAUACUCUUUCUGUACAUCAUUUGGUUUUCUUUGCUUUUGCUAUCAAAGAAAGACUAUAAUUGAUAAUUUAUUCUCAUAACCUAUACUAAAGUUACCUUAGAAGAUUUUUGCAAAAUAUGCAUUUUACAUUCUGUAAUGUAAUAAUGUAGUUUGGGUAACUGGGAGAAAAUGCCACAUAAUUUGUUAUCAGAAAAAAUUAAAUUUGUUCAUUUAUAUUCUAUUAAGAAUUCUUAAGACUUAACAUUUGAUAAUUUCUAUUUUUUCUAAUGAAAGUCAACCCUUUAUAGACUUCUAAUCAAAAUAAUGUUCAUCAACAUGGCAGUCCUGUUACAUGCCUAGCAUUGCCAAAGAACUGCUGAUUUGGUCCUGGUAAAUCCUGGGACUGUGUAAUUAUAGGUUUUGUUUUUAUUUAAUAACCAAAAAUACAAAUAAAAUUAGAACAAUAUUUUUAAGUUCUAAUUAUUUGUAUGUAUGUUGUCUUAAAGCAACAACUCUUUUAAAACCUCAAAAAAAUAAGUUAGUGCUAUAGAUCUGCCAAGUUUAAAUGUACAUUUAAUCAGCUAGAAGUCUAGGACAAGGAAAUGAGUUGGGAUUAGAAGGAAAGAGACAGGCCAGAAACCUCCACCACCAGCCACCUUCCUUUUAUUCUCUGGUAUAAAACAAAGCAAUUCCCACUUUCUUCUGGCCUCCAAACACGGAGAAUAACUUGUGUUUGCUUGUCAUAUAUAUUAACCUAAGUUAAAUACUUACAAAGUUUGUUUUAUUUAAUUUCCCCUUUUCCUGGUUUUUUUUUUCAUUAAGAGAAUUCUAGUGUUUCAGACAAGAUGGAACCUCUGCAAAACUCUUUGAAAAAUCCAUUAUUAUAGUGUGGUUUCCAUGUGAAUGAGUGUUUAAUGAAAAAAGUGCAAGCAUAUACAGAUGAGUAUUGACACUCUUGAGUUAUCGAGUGUGUGUGUGUGUGUGUGUGUGUGUGUGUGUGUGUGUUUUUACAAGUCUGCUCUAAGGGACAUGUUACUUGUCAGGUGUCCUUUAAAAGGACCCUUAGCAGAUGACAUGUCUUCUCAUAUACACAAUUGUACUGUGUCAGGUGUGUAUGAAUACAACCUAUGUCUUAAUCCUUUAGACUGGAAAACAUCGAUUAAUUACAUUUAAGAAACAAGUGUAUCUGGGCGUUGGUGGCACACACCUUUAACCCCAGCAAUUGGGAGGCAGAGGCAGGCCGAUCUCUGUGAGUUCCAGGACAGGCUCCAAAGCAAUACAGAGAAACCCUGUCUCGGGGAAGAAAAAAAAAUUAGCUUAGUAUUGACUCCUUGGUAAAUUGAAGACCCUUUUAUACUGAAGAUAUUUCCAUCAAAAUAUAUUUUGUGAAAUUGAACAAUACUCUAUAUGCUUAAACUUUCUUAAAAUAUGUUCAUUUCAUACUACAUAAAUGUACAUUUUUAUGAAUCAUAAACAUUAUUUUCAAAAACA
Messenger RNA from Cricetulus griseus (Chinese hamster), 2632 nucleotides. The record is from RefSeq and is a predicted model, not a curated record. Lineage: Eukaryota; Metazoa; Chordata; Mammalia; Rodentia; Cricetidae.